CAUCCUUCAAGCACUGAGUAGUAGAAAAAUAAUCUAGAAGUAAAUCAAUUAUGCCAAUAACAAGAGUGAUUAUUCUAGCCUUCUUCUCCCACGACGUAGGCUAUCGGAAAACCGCGAGCUGAGCGACAGUUUCAGUAGUGGCAGUGCGUUCUUGGGCGACUGGGCGACCGGGUGACAAACGACCCACGAGUUCUGCGAGCCACGCACAGCAACAAAUCAGACCUUAAGCGGCAGUGCACUCGCGGCGGCGGCGCAUGACCUUGAAGCGAAUUCGGUACCGCCGGUUUUGAGCGACGGCGAGGGUUUCCCCGGACUGUUCUAGCUCCUCCCUGACGACUUGCGUUUUCCACUGCGGUGGCGAUCUACUCCACGUUCAGCGGAAGCCACGACGCAAUUGACUCCUGAAGGUGACUACCCAAGAAGCUGCGGCAAUUUUUUUGCAUCAACCCAACUCACGACGCCGUGAAUAGCAUCGAAGACCACCCUCUAAGGACUCCAAAUCGCUAGUUUUGUGACCCAUGCUCCGAAUAGCCUCUAAUCGGAUUAACCGUAGUCAACAGAAGUAAGAUCUGUGAAGUCGUACCCAUUCGAACAAAAACCAGCAAUGUGCCGAGCUUUUUCGGUUUGAACUAAUCAAGUUAAGGUUUAAGGUCAACAUUGGGUGAAAACUAGUUGGAAUUGAUAGAACAACUUCGAAGCGCCGUAGGACGUGUUAUGAGCCUUGUGACUAAUUCUCUGGCUCAUUCAUCGAGCAGUGACGAUUUUGCUGCAUUUCUUGAUGUAGCUCUGGAUUCUCAUUCCUCUGACUCAUCGCCGAAUGAAAAGGCUGAGGGUCAUAAUAAUGUUGAAACUGAGAGGAUAAAACGUCACAAGGUGGAGAAGCUGGAAAACUCAGGGGAGGAUAUUCUGUAUGGAGUUGAAGAGCAUAGUUCAGAAGUAUUAUCAAAGCAGCAAUUAUGCAGUCAUCCUGGUUCGUUUGGAAACAUGUGUAUCAUCUGUGGGCAGAGGUUGGAUGAGGAAUCUGGCGUGACAUUUGGGUAUAUACAUAAGGGACUCAGGCUUAAUAAUGAUGAAAUUAACCGGCUUCGUAACAUAGACAUGAAGAACUUGUUGCAGCAUAAAAAGCUUAUCCUGGUUCUUGAUCUAGAUCACACACUGUUAAAUUCAACUCAGCUGGGGCAUUUGACACCUGAAGAGGAUUAUUUAAGGAAUCAAACGGAUUCGCUAGAAGAUGUCACGAAAGGCAGCCUUUUCCUUUUGCAUUCCGUGCAUACCAUGACAAAAUUGAGGCCAUUUGUCCAUACAUUUUUGAAAGAAGCUAGUCAAUUAUUUGAGAUGUAUAUAUACACUAUGGGGGAACGAGCAUAUGCAUAUGAAAUGGCAAAGUUGUUGGACCCCAAGAGGGAGUAUUUUAGUUCUAAAGUUAUUUCUCGGGAUGAUGGCACUCAAAAACAUCAAAAGGGUCUUGAUGUGGUGCUGGGUCAUGAAAGUGCUGUUCUGAUCCUCGAUGAUACUGAAAAUGCCUGGACAAAGCAUAAAGAAAACUUGAUAUUGAUGGAGAGAUAUCAUUUUUUUGCUUCAAGUUGUCACCAAUUUGGGUUCAACUGUAAAUCUCUAUCUGAGUUGAAGAGUGACGAGAGUGAAACUGAUGGGGCACUGGCGACCAUUCUCAAAGUUCUCAAGCAAGUUCAUAAUAUAUUCUUUAAUGAACUCUCUGAAGAUUUGGUCGACAGAGAUGUGAGGCAGGUAUUAAAGACUGUUCGGAGCAAAGUCCUGGAGGGAUGCAAGGUUGUCUUCAGCCGAGUGUUUCCUACCAAAUUUCAGGCUGACAACCAUCACCUCUGGAAAAUGGUUGAGCAGUUGGGAGGCACAUGCUCAACUGAACUCGACGCAUCUGUGACACAUAUAGUCUCAACAGAUGCUGGAAUGGAGAAGUCGCGUUGGGCGGUGAAGGAGCAGAAGUUUCUGGUUCAUCCACAGUGGAUAGAAGCAUCAAACUACUUCUGGAAACGAGAAGCGGAGGAAAAGUUCCUGGUCGAGCACACCAAGAAACAAUGACAGUUUCUCUCGUUGCAGGAGUCCCACAUUCCUCUUAAUUGGAGCUUGCAUUUGUUGGCUGUGCUGGUAGUGUUCCCUUGAAUUCACCUUCUCAGGUCAGCGUCUCACUUUUUAAAGCACCCCCCUAAAAUGCACUUAAAGCGUUGAUUGAAAGCCGAGCUCUGUUUGUAUAGAUGUUUAGAUACAUGGUGUUCUAAUUUUGGCCAACCAUUUUGAGUUGGUUUAUAAUUAUAGGAUAAAAUUUAUGAGCUAAA
Molecule: messenger RNA, 2312 nt
Organism: Cucurbita moschata (crookneck pumpkin)
Lineage: Eukaryota; Viridiplantae; Streptophyta; Magnoliopsida; Cucurbitales; Cucurbitaceae
Product: RNA polymerase II C-terminal domain phosphatase-like 4
Exons: 11
Coding region: 715-2058 (447 amino acids)
Cellular component (GO): nucleus
Molecular function (GO): RNA polymerase II CTD heptapeptide repeat phosphatase activity
Source: RefSeq, a predicted model, not a curated record